Molecule: messenger RNA, 1687 nt
Organism: Hydractinia symbiolongicarpus
Lineage: Eukaryota; Metazoa; Cnidaria; Hydrozoa; Anthoathecata; Hydractiniidae
Product: ras-related protein Rab-13-like
Exons: 5
Coding region: 293-1393 (366 amino acids)
Molecular function (GO): GTPase activity; GTP binding
Source: RefSeq, a predicted model, not a curated record
UCGUACACAGAUUAUAUGAACAACACUAUUGUAAUAAAUCUAAAAUGCGUUUAUUUUAGACUUAAAACUUGUGGAGAUAGUCCGGAGAGGAAAUUUCAAUAUGGCGGAAUAAUUAUCACUAAUUGUGACUUUUUUUGUUUUCGUGACCACAUGAAAUACGAAGCGUUUUAUUCUUGCGUGGUUAUUUAGACGAGAUACCUCAUGUUAAAAAUAAAUGUGUUUUUCUGAGAGAAGGGAGAAUAUAUAAAUCGUUUAUCACACAUCAACUGGAACUGUUUCUGUUCGCAUUAAAAUGUUCAAAGGUCAAAAUCAUCUUGGGAAACCAAGAAGCAAUUCCAUGGUUCAUCUCGAUCAUCACCUAUCGAGACAACGCAGUUCAUCAAUGUAUGAAAUGGUGCCAGCUCACGAAGAUGGUGGAGACAGCUCCCAAUGUUCAUCACCAGAGACUGGGCCUGAACCAGAACAAAGAAUUGUGGAACAUAAAGAACGGAAGAAGCAGAAAAAGAAAAAGAACCGACAACCGAGAAUCAUAAAAUCUCCUCCGGAGUGUGGAAUUCCGCAUUAUACAGAAGAAGAAAUAAUGAGAGCGAAGGAAAUCUCGGGCAAAUUAUACAAAAGCCCCUACUACGACACGCCAAAGAGCCCAACUACACUUUCCCCUACGGCGAAGCUAGAUAAAUCAUCCAGUUUUAAGAAGAAAGCAAAACCCGAAUAUUUGGAACGACUGGCACGUGAACAUGCUGAAAAUAAAGAAAACAAACGAGCCGAGCGAGUGAAAGAAUGCAAUAUCGUACUACUAGGUGAUCUUGGAGUUGGCAAAACAGCACUGGCUGUUCGCUUUGUCACGAGGAGAUAUCUACAUGAAUACGACCCGAAACUUGAACGAAAUUACGAAAAAAAUAUUCAAUCAAGCGGAGAAGAAGUCAACGUGCGGUUGUUGGAUACUGUUGGGAAAAGCUGGGAAAAUUAUACAGAACAAGCACAUGGCUUCAUUGUUAUGUAUUCGAUAACCUCCACACAUACCGCGACGAACGCGCAUAACAUUGUCAACUCGAUACGUUCGUCUCGAAACUCACUUAUGAAAAACAUACCCAUAUUAUUAGUUGGAAAUAAAUGCGAACUGGAGCAUGCGAGAAAAGUACCUCGUGAACAUCCAGAGAAGUUUGCCCUUAGCAACGGCUGUGCUUUCAAGGAGGUGUCGAUAGCAUGUACAAUAAACGUGGACGGUAUUGUGAAAUCUGUUGUGAAGCGUAUACAAGCGCAAGAGGGCGGGCGAACCACGCCCGGGUUAACGCCCGAUGGAAAUGGUGCACAUAAAACAAGUUUGUCAAGGAAACCAAGUAACGCCAAACAUAUAAUGAAAAACUUUUUAAAGAAGAAAGAAAAGUCUUGACAAAAUCAAUGAAAUCAAUUGAUUGAUCCUCGUUUUCGCAAGCGUGGUCUUGUUUCUGAAGUGUAAACAAAUAUGGCUGUUUCGUAGCAACGAUCUUUUCUUCACAGAGUAAACAUAUAUGGCUGCUCCGUAGCGACAACUCACAUUGUGAUACAGUUGACGAGAAGUUAUGGAUGCAAAGAUAAAAACUUCAAUUAGCAGUCCUAUUUUGACGACAACAUAAAUAUGUGAGAUUAAAAAUAUGAACUCAGAGAAAAGACACAGAACAAGCUCUGAAAGAGUGUAAAACGAGAA